AGAUUUCACUACUUACAACUUUCCUCCCAUCUUCCUUCUUUUAAUCACCUCUCAUAGCUCCUUUCUCAAUUCUUCCUUUAAAAAAAAAAAAAAAAAAAAAAAAGGAGCACCAUUUCAAGUUUACUUGCUGCAUCAAUAGUUUUACUAUAUAUAUGAUGGUUGCUCAAAUCACUCAAGGGGAAUCAUCUAGUUCACAAUCUCGAUGUAUUUUUGGAUCAUAUGACGUUUUCUUGAGUUUUAGAGGUGAAGAAAUGCAAAAAAGCACAUUUACAGAUGAUCUUUAUGCAAGAUUGAAUCAAUUUGAAGUCAACACAUUCUUGGAUGAUGAUGAUGAUGGAGUUCAGGUGGAAUCUUCCUUUCAAAUUGUCAAAGCAAUAGAAGGCUCAAGGAUUUCCAUUAUAGUUUUUACAGAAAACUAUGCUUGCUCUAAGUUGUGUCUUGAUAAACUUGUGAAAGUUCUUGACUGUGGACACUUGGUUCUACCUGUUUUUUACAAUUUUGAUCCUUCUGAAGUUCGCAAACAAACUGGGAGUUUUGGAACAGCCUUAGCAAGACAUGAAGAAGAAUUUUGUGGUGUAGAGAAGGUGAAGAGGUGGAAAGCUGCUUUGACUAAAGUAGCAAAUUUAUCAGGAUGGCAUUUGGAAAAUGUUGCACAAGGUUAUGAGUCAAAAUUCAUUCAAAAGAUUAUUGAGGUGGUCUUAUGGGAAUUGAAUCGUAAAUAUAUGGAUGUUGCAAAGCACCCAAUUGGAAUUGAUUAUCGAGUUAAAAAUUUGUAUUCAAAAUUAUCCAAAAGCGCAGAGGAUGUUGUCAUGGUUGGGAUCUAUGGAAUUGGUGGAGUAGGUAAAACCACCCUUGUUAAAGCUAUGUUUAACCAAAUCUACAAACAGUUUGAAGGUAGCUGCUUCCUUGCUGAUGUUAGAUCAGAAGCUUCAGAGAAACAUGAUGGCCUACUUCAUCUACAAAAGAAACUUCUUUAUGAAACUCUUAAGAGUGAGAACUUCAGAGUCAACAACGUCCACAGAGGAAUCAACUUGAUCAGAGAAAGAUUGAGAUCAAAGAAAGUUCUUAUUGUUCUCGAUGAUGUGGAUAGCAGGAGCCAACUAGAAGCAUUAGCAGGAAACGGGGAUUGGUUUGGUUCAGGCAGUAGAGUUAUCAUAACCACUAGAGACGAGCAUUUGUUAAACUUGUUCAAAGUGAAUGAAAGACACGAGGCUUGGGGAUUGAACAAGGAUGAGGCUAUGCACCUCUUUAGUUGGCACGCUUUUCAAAAUCCAGUCCCAUCAGAAGAAUAUGUUGAGGUUGCAAAAGGCAUUGUAACAUAUGCUCGGGGACUUCCAUUAGCUCUCACAGUUUUGGGUUCUUCUUUAUUGGGAGAAUCAAUUGAAGAGUGGCGGAAUACCUUUGAGAAGCUGAAACGAAUUCCCAAUGAUGACAUACAAGAACAACUCAAAAUAAGCUUUGAUGCACUCCCAGAUGAUAAGGUUAAGGCCAUCUUCCUAGAUAUUUCCUGUUGCUUGAGAGGAGUGGACAAGGAUGACGCCGUUACAAUAUUAGAUGCUUGUGACUUUUUUGCUGAAGCUGGAAUCCAGGAUUUGUUAGAUAGAUGUUUGUUGAUAAUUGAUAUAAACAAUAGAUUAAUCAUGCAUGGCCUAAUUCAAGAUAUGGGAAGAGAAAUUGUCCGUCAAGAAUCACCAGAUGAAGCUGGGAGGCGUAGUAGGUUGUUCUUUGAGGAAGAUGUUUCCGAGGUACUCUUGGGAGACAAGGCAACAGAAGUAGUAGAGGUAAUGAUGGUAAAUUCACCAAUGUUGAAGGACAUGCAGUUAAGCACCAAAGCAUUUGCAAAGAUGGUCAACCUUAGACUACUUCAAAUUGAUAAUGUGCAUCUCAAAGGAAAAUUUGAACAUUUACCAAACAAGCUCAAGUGGUUGCGUUGGAAGCAUUGUCCAUUGAAGUACAUAAGAUCUAAGUUUCAUCUGGAGAGUCUUGUUGCUCUUGACAUGUCAGAAAGUAAAUUUGAAGAAUUCAAAGCCAGUCUAAAGUCAUUGAGAAGUUUGAAGGCCUUGAAUUUGAGUUCUUGCGAGAAUCUUAAAAGAACACCAGACUUCACUGGUGCACGCAGUCUUCAGAGAUUGUUACUAAAUAAUUGUUCAAAUCUGAGUGAGGUGCAAUCAUCAAUUGGAGAUUUGGAGAGUCUAGUCCAGUUAAAUUUGUUGUGGUGCGGAAAACUCAAGAAACUACCAACAAGUAUCUGCAAGCUCAAAUCACUCGAGACUUUAGUUUUAAACUGGUGCUCAACCCUGCGAGAAUUGCCUGAUGACUUGGGAAAUUUGCAGUCUCUCAGAAAGUUCUCCGCGACAAGAACUGGAAUCACAAAGCUUCCUGCUUCCUUUGGAUGUUUGAAGAAUCUUGUUCAUUUUCAUAUGGGAGAGUACGGAAGAAUUGCUCCAACAACUAAAUCCCAGCGUUCAUUCCUUCCUUCUUGUGUAAAGCCAAAAGCAUCAGGCCUUGAACAUGUCGGAUUUCUGCCUCCUUCUACUGCAAGUUUAUGUUCCUUGGAGGAGCUGUUUCUUGCUUCCUGCAAUUUGUCUGAAUCAGAUAUCCCAUGUGAGAUUGGUCUGUUAUCCUCUUUAAAGUCCAUAGACUUGAGCAAAAAUAACUUUCAUACUUUACCCUUUAGCCUUCUUCGACUAUCUAAUCUAUCUGUACUAAGAUUGCAAGGUUGCAAGAAUCUUCAGACACUCCCGAAACUUCCUCUUAAUUUAGAAAAAAUCAAUCUACAAGAUUGUACCUCAAUGGAGAAAUUACCAAAUUUGUGUCAGCUGUCUGAGCUUGAAGAACUCAACCUGGAAGGCUGCGUGAGUCUUCAAACACUUCCUGAACUUUCUCCUAAUUUGCAAAAGCUAUUAGCUAGGAAGUGUGAAUCGUUGGAAAAACUGCCAAAUUUGUCAGAGUUAAGACGAUUGGUCGAGUUAGAUGUUGACAAUUGCGUAAAGUUGGCCGAGAUUCCUGGCCUCAAGAAUCUCGAAUCAAUACGAUCCAUUACAAUGAUGAAGUGUUCGGCGAGUCUGGCAUAUCAUUACAUAGAAAAUUUCUCCAAGGGACCUCACAUAUAUAAAAGUAUGGAUCUAUACUUUGAAGUCAACGAGAUUCCUGAUUGGUUCAGCCAUCAAGUAUCCGGAGGUUCAGUAUCUUUCACCAUGCCAACACACACAGAACAAGAAUUCAUUGGAAUGUUCACAUGGGUAGUUUGGGUUGUUCCUGGACGUGAUCGGAGUUUGACCCAACUAACAGUCAGCAAUAUAACCGAUGGUCGUGUGUAUUACUCGACCUCUCCUCCUAUGGGACACUCAGGAGAGUUCUCAGAGGUAACAUACAUACCAUCCAAUCAAUUUGAGUACCAAAUAGAGAGUGGAGAACAAGUUGAGUUCUCGAUACCAGAAGAGUUCCUCUCCGGCUCUACUGGGAUGAAAGUAAAGAGAUGUGGAAUACAUCUGCUGCUUCAAAAUCAAAGUGGUCAUGAUCAAAGUUCAACAAAAGAAAUUGAAGUCAUUGAUAUUCAGAAGAAUCUGAAAGGAAUGGAGAUAAGAAGAGGCUGCAGAUGAGUAUUAAGUUGCAUUGCAAAAAGUUGGAGCUGCAUGGUUGAACAGACGAAAUUUUUUUAAGUUCUCUUUCCUUUUUUCCCCCCUUCCUUCUGUUCAUGUAUCAAAUGUGCACAAACUAUAAUUUACUGUUUGCUUUUCUUAAAAAAAAUCAAAGGAAAGCUCUUCCUGAUUUGAGAUCAAAUCUUCGUAGAUGUCAUACAGAAAACUAUGCUUGCUCUAAGUGAAACAUAUCAGUUUGGUUGGAGAUAUGUUGGUGCACAAAUUGUUCAGCUUAGAGAGCAAAAACAAUGCAUUUUAGCUUCUUUGGUACAUCAAGGUCUAUAAAUAAUAUCUUUUCAU
Molecule: messenger RNA, 3941 nt
Organism: Lycium ferocissimum
Lineage: Eukaryota; Viridiplantae; Streptophyta; Magnoliopsida; Solanales; Solanaceae
Product: disease resistance protein RUN1-like
Exons: 6
Coding region: 153-3602 (1149 amino acids)
Biological process (GO): defense response; signal transduction
Molecular function (GO): ATP hydrolysis activity; ADP binding
Source: RefSeq, a predicted model, not a curated record